Messenger RNA from Theobroma cacao (cacao), 2993 nucleotides. NCBI's taxonomy places the organism in Eukaryota, Viridiplantae, Streptophyta, Magnoliopsida, Malvales, Malvaceae. The record is from RefSeq and is a predicted model, not a curated record.
AUGGGAAAGGUAGUUAGCAUGUUGUAUCGAAUCCUUUGCCUGCUUUUAGCAUUCUUGCAUUUCCAGGUCCAUUGUUCAUUGAGUUCCCCUUCCUCUUUUCUUCAUUCAGCUCAUUUAUGCCUUCCAGAACAGAGAGCUGCCUUGCUUGAAUUCAAAAACGCCAUUUCUCUAGAUGAUUAUUGUGGGCCAGUUUAUUCUAAUUACCCAAGGACAAGUUCUUGGAAUGAAAGCACGGAUUGCUGUUCAUGGGAUGGAGUCAGUUGCCACACGGUGACGGGUCAUGUCAUUGGCAUUGACCUCAGUAACAGCUGCCUUUACGGUACUCUCCCUGCAAACAGCAGCCUCUUCCACCUUCAAAGACUUCAAUGGCUCGAUCUUAGUUCCAACAACCUUCAUGGCUCUCUUCUUGAAAACAGCAGCCUCUUCCACCGUCAAGGACUCCAACAACUCAACCUUGCUUUCAACGAUUUCAAUGGCUCUAUCUCAUCAGAGUUAUUUAAUCAAUUAGUGAGUUUGACCCAUCUUAAUCUCUCCUAUAAUUCAUUCUCUGACUUAAUCCCAUAUGAAAUCAGUCUCCUGUCAAAAUUGGUCUCACUCGAUCUUUCAACGGAUGGUUAUCCCGACUUGAGAUUUGAUAGUCAAGGUUUUGACAUGCUUGCACGCAACUUAACUGAAUUAAGAAACCUUAUCCUUGACUCUGUAGAUAUGUCUGAUGUUGCACUUUCUUCUUUUUUGAACUUAACUUCAUCUUUGGAACGUUUGAGUCUCAGUGAGUGUGAACUGCAUGGGGAAUUUCCAAGUGAAAUUUUUCGCCUUCCACACCUCCAGCACAUAGAUUUAAGUAGGAAUUAUGAAAAUCUCACAGGUGGUUUCCCUAAGUCAAACUUGAGUAGUGGCCUUAAGUUGUUGGACCUUUCCUUUUGCAGUUUUAGAGGGUCAAUUCCUGCAUCAAUUGGAAAUCUCUCUCAAAUCAUCCUCCUAGAUUUUUCUGAAAAUGAUUUUGGAGGACAGAUUCCAGAUGCUUUUGGAAACCUUAAUAAAUUGGCUUUUUGGUCACUUUCUUCCUGCAAUUUUUGUGGUCAACUUCCAACAACUAUGUUCAACCUCACACAACUUACCCAACUAGAUUUGUCAUAUAAUCGAUUAGAAGGUCCCCUACCAAAUCAUGUUAGUGAGCUUCGAUUGCUAGAAGAAAUUCACUUAUCCGGUAACCUUAUAAGUGGCGGAAUACCGUCUUGGCUGUUUACUUUGCCAUCUUUGAGACGGUUAGAUCUCAGCGAUAACAAAGUCAUUGGUCCGAUUGACCAAAUUCAGAAGCCUAAUUCUCUUGAAAAUAUUGAUUUGAGUUCUAAUGACAUUCAUGGAUCAAUACCGAAUUCUUUUUUUGAUCUUGUGAGCCUUAAAACGCUUGAUCUUUCCUCAAACAACUUGAGUGGUGUCAUCAAGUCAAAUAUGCUUGCAAAACUCAAAAAUCUUACCCAUCUUGUUCUUUCAAAUAAUAGUUUACUAUCAUUAAGCGCAAGCGAAAAUGAUGUUAACUAUUCCUUCCCUCAGCUUUUUAAUGUGUCAUUCUCUUCUUGUAGCAUAACACAAUUCCCAAGUUUCUUUCGAACAUCAAAUUUGUACUUUUUAGAUCUUUCCAAUAACAAGAUUUGUGGUGGAAUUUCCAAAUGGGAAGCAGAAGGGUGGGAAAGGUUGCUCGAGUUGGACCUUUCUAGCAACUCUUUGACCAAUUUGGAGCAAUUUCCAGGAAUGAAUCUACAAUUUCUUGACCUUCGGUCAAACUUGCUUCAAGGGCCAGUUCUUUCAAAUACUUUGAUUUGCAAUCAAAGUUCGCUUGUGUUUCUUGACUUGUCUAGAAAUUACUUGGAAGGAUUACUGCCACGAUCUUUGGCUAAUUGUAGUUCCUUGAGAAUUUUGAAUUUAAGGAACAACAAGUUCACUGAUACCUUUCCCCAUUGGUUAGCUUCACUUCCUGACCUACAAGUUCUUAUUUUGCGAAAGAAUAGAUUGUAUGGUCCCAUGCCCAAUUCCAUAGCUUCAUCUAACUUCUCGGCAUUGCAAAUAAUUGAUCUCUCUCAUAAUGAGCUCACCGGCCCCUUACCAACAAAAUUCUUCCAAAAUUUGAGAGCAAUGAAAGAUCAUGUAACUCAAAAGAGACUGUCGCAUAUUUGUCCAGGUUUUGCUUAUCGCAACUGCCUACCUUAUAUGAUUUAUUUUAAGAAAGCUUCUGUGAAUGUAACAGCAAAAAAAUUGGAGAUGGAGUUGGGAAAAACCCUAACCAUUUUUACAUCCAUAGACUUUUCGAACAAUUUAUUUUGUGAACGAAUUCCUGAGGAACUCGGAGAACUUAUUUCUCUCCAAGCGCUCAACUUGUCUAACAACAACUUGACUGGUCGUAUCCCACCAUCCUUCGGAAAUAUGGUAGCACUUGAGUCGUUAGAUCUCUCGUCAAACAAGCUUGGUGGCAGAAUUCCUUCCCAAUUGACGAAUCUGACAUUCCUCGAAGUGUUAAAUCUUUCACAAAAUGAUCUUGUGGGACCAAUUCCCCAUGGGAAGCAAUUUGGUACUUUUGAGAACGAUUCUUAUAGCAAUAACUUGGGACUGUGUGGCUUCCCACUGUCAAAGCAAUGCGGCAAUGAUGAAGAACCAAAACCAACUGUACCAGUGGUUAAGGAAGAUGAAGGUUCUGAAAUAGCCUUUAUUUGGAAAGUUGUAAUGAUGGGCUAUGGAUGUGGAGUGGUGUUAGGAUUGAGCAUGGGAUACAUUGUGUUAACAACAGGAAGACCAUGGUGGUUUGUCAGAAUGGUUGGGAGAGAUUGGCAAAACAAUGUUACAAAGUGGAUUCGCAGAAGCAGAAGAAGAAGAAAUUUGUGAGGAGCAGCAUUUUAUCAUUUUUAAAUUUGUGAGCAGCAGCUUUUGUUUGAAGUUUGUAUCGAAAAAUGUUGUAAUUUAAAACACUUUAAUUAAGAAUGCUUUACUUUUAAUUUUAG